Messenger RNA from Knipowitschia caucasica, 2184 nucleotides. The record is from the annotation of a GenBank genome assembly. Lineage: Eukaryota; Metazoa; Chordata; Actinopteri; Gobiiformes; Gobiidae.
AUGGAGAACCAGGCUGGAGUGGAGAACGUUACAGACCAGGACCUCAUCAACUUCAAGGAGCUGAGAAACCUAACCAUCACCUUCUGCAAACUACGCUUCAUCUCAGCCAACGCCUUCCGUGAAAACACCAAGCUGCAAUAUGUAAAUCUGGCGUCCAACCUUCUGGAGCACAUCAGCUGGAAGGUCUUCCACUUCCUGCCUCUGCUCAGUCUGGUUCUCCGGGACAACCCUCUGCUCUGCUCCUGUGAGCUGCACUGGCUGCAGCAGUGGCAGAGCAGCUCUAGAGCUGAGCUGGACUCACAGCUCUCCUGUCUCCAGGCUCAGCAGGAGGUGCCCCUCAGCUCCCUGCUCCUCCCCAACUGCACUCUCCCGGAGGUCACCAUCCUCCCGGCCAACACUCGGGUGCAGGAGGGGGGUAACCUCACCUUCGAGUGUCACGUGACCGGCAGCCCUACCCCCCAGGCCCGAUGGAGGACGGAGCACCUGCAGUCGCCGUUCACCACACAGAAGAGGAUCUGGGGGUCCACCAUGGAGCAUGUCCUGUAUCUGACCAACGUGUCGUCUGCUGACAACCUGCACAACCUGACCUGCGAGGCAGAGAACCAGGCGGGACCGGACUCCGGCUCUGUGCCUCUGGACAUUCAAUUCCCCGCCCGGAUCCUCUUCCUGAAGGACGCGGUGCCCAUGCAUCACUGGUGCUUCCCGUUCGCGGUGGACGGGAACCCGGAGCCCAGCAUCUCAUGGCUACGUGACGGGAAGCCACUGCGCGAGAGUCUGUUCGCUUACACCGAGAUCAUCAGCGACGCCAGAGACGGCUCCGAGAAGCACGGCUGCCUCUACCUCAACAAACCCACUCACAUCAACAACGGCCUCUACACGCUCACCGUCACCAACCGCCUCGGCACCGACCACGCCAACGCCACCGGCAGCUUCAUGAACAACCCCUUCGAGCCCUUUGAUCCAGAGGGCAUCAUACCAGCUCCCACCAAGAAGACAGCGCUGGCGGUGGCGGAGAACCUGGAGAGUCGUGUCUUUGUGGUGUCGGUGGCCGUGGGGCUGGCUCUCUUCGCCUGUGCCUUCCUCCUGCUCAUCCUGGUCGUCGUCAACAAAUGUGGACAUCAGCCCAAGUUUGGCAUUCACCGCUCCUCGGUCCUGGGCGCUGAGGACGACCUGGCCGUGUCUCUGCACUUCAUGAAGGGCGGCAGUCCUCCGUCCUCUGAUGAAGACUCCGGAAUGUCCAGCUUUGUGGAGAACCCCCAGUACUUCUGCGGCAUCAUCAAAGACAAAGACAUGUGCGUGCAGCACAUAAAGCGGCAGGACAUCGUGCUGAAGUGGGAGCUGGGAGAGGGAGCGUUUGGGAAGGUCUACCUCGCAGAGUGCUCCAACCUCAACCCCGACUGUGACAAGAUGCUGGUGGCCAUCAAGACCCUGAAGGACGCCACAGAGUCCACACGGCAGGACUUCCAGAGGGAGGCGGAGCUUCUGACCGUCUUACAGCACCAGCACAUUGUCCGCUUCUACGGCGUCUGCACAGACGGAGAGCCGCUCGCCAUGGUGUUCGAGUACAUGCGGCACGGAGACCUUAACCGCUUCCUCCGAGCCCACGGUCCAGACGCCCGGAUGUUGGAUGAGUCGAAGAUGCCGGCUCUGGGGCAGCUCACGGUUCCACACAUGCUCCACAUCGCGGCACAGAUCGCCUCAGGGAUGGUCUACCUCGCCUCCCUGCACUUUGUUCACCGAGACCUGGCAACGCGCAACUGCCUGGUGGGGGAGGGGCUGGUGGUGAAGAUCGGAGACUUCGGAAUGUCCCGGGACAUCUACAGCACGGACUACUACAGGGUGGGGGGGCGCACCAUGCUGCCGAUCCGCUGGAUGCCUCCGGAGAGCAUCAUGUACCGGAAGUUCACCACAGAGAGCGACAUCUGGAGCUUCGGCGUGGUGCUCUGGGAGAUCUUCACCUACGGCAAACAGCCCUGGUACCAGCUGUCCAACAGUGAGGCCAUCGAGUGCAUCACCCAGGGCCGGGAGCUGGAGCGGCCUCGCACCUGUCCCAUGGAGGUGUAUGGUCUGAUGCAGGGCUGCUGGCACCGCGAGCCCCAGCAGAGGAUGGUCAUCAGGGACAUCCACAGCCGCCUGCUCGCCCUGGUCCAGAACCCCCCUGUCUACCUGGACGUCCUGGGAUAG